Molecule: messenger RNA, 1575 nt
Organism: Beauveria bassiana ARSEF 2860
Lineage: Eukaryota; Fungi; Ascomycota; Sordariomycetes; Hypocreales; Cordycipitaceae
Product: succinate-semialdehyde dehydrogenase NADP+
Exons: 4
Coding region: 1-1575 (524 amino acids)
Biological process (GO): GABA catabolic process
Molecular function (GO): succinate-semialdehyde dehydrogenase (NAD+) activity
Source: RefSeq, a predicted model, not a curated record
AUGGCCCUUUUGCAACGAAUUGCAGCUCAAUCGACUCUUCGCUUUGUUCCGGCCGUGUCCAUGACCCUGGCCCGAAGCGCUUCCACCAUGGCACCCAAGCUCAACGAUCCUUCGCUCUUGAAGCAAAACGUGAAUUACAUCAACGGCAAAUUCGUGCCGUCCAUCUCCGGCAAGACCUUCAAGGUCACUGACCCCUCAACGGGCGAGCUCGUCGGCACCAGCGCCGAGGCCGACGUCGACGAUGCCCAGAGCGCUAUCGAGGCGGCCGCCGAGGCCUUCAAGACAUUUCGCAAGCAGACGGGCCGCGAGCGCGCCAAGCUGCUGCGCAAGUGGUUCGACCUUAUGAACGAAAACGCCGAGGACAUUGCCAAGCUCAUCACCUGGGAGAACGGCAAGCCCCUCGCCGACGCCAAGGGCGAGACGGCCUACGCCGCCAACUUCUUCGAGUGGUUCAGCGAGGAGGCGCCCAGGACCUAUGGCGAUACCAUCCCCAGCUCGCUGGCCGCCAACCGCGUCUGGACCGUCAAGGAACCCGUCGGCGUCUGCGGCCUCAUUACUCCCUGGAACUUUCCCGCCGCCAUGAUUACGAGAAAGAUUGGUCCGGCCCUGGCGGCCGGCUGCACCGUCGUUUGCAAAGCCCCCCACGAGACGCCCUUUACCGCCCUCGCCCUAGCCGAGCUCGCUCACCGCGCCGGUGUCCCCAAGGGCGUCGUCAACAUCAUUGCGUCUCUUGAGAACACGCCUGCCGUCGGCAAGGCGCUCACCACGUCGCCCGUCGUCAAAAAGGUGUCCUUUACCGGCUCUACCGGCGUCGGCAAGCUGCUCAUGAGCCAGUCCUCGAGCACCCUCAAGAAGCUGUCCCUCGAGCUCGGCGGCAAUGCUCCCUUCAUCGUCUUUGAUGACGCCGACCUCGACGCUGCCGUCGCCGGCGCCAUCGCCUCCAAGUUUCGCUCCUCAGGACAGACGUGCGUCUGCGCCAACCGCAUCUACGUGCAGCGCGGCAUCUACGACGACUUUGUCGCUCGCUUCGUCGAGCAGGUCAAGUCCUUCAAGGUCGGCAACGGCUUCGCCGACGGCGUUACCCACGGCCCGCUCAUCCACGACCGCGCCGUCACCAAAGUUCGCAACCACGUUGACGACGCCGUGAGCAAGGGCGCCAAGGUGCUCGUUGGCGGCCAGGCCAUGCCCGAUCUCGGCGAUAACUUUUUCCAGCCCACCGUGCUCCGCGACAUGACGGUCGACAUGGCCGUCGCCACCGAGGAGACGUUUGGGCCCCUCGCCGGCCUGUUUCCGUUUGAGACCGAGGCUGACGUCGUGAGCAUGGCCAACAAGUCCGAGGUCGGCCUUGCCGGCUACUUUUACUCGCGCGACCUAGAGCGCGUCUAUCGCGUCGCCGAGAGCCUCGAGGUCGGCAUGGUCGGCGUCAACACGGGCAUCAUCUCCGACGUCGCCUCGCCGUUUGGCGGCGUCAAAGAAAGCGGCUUCGGUCGUGAGGGGUCCAAGUACGGUAUCGCCGAGUACCAGGUGACCAAGAUGAUUACAUUUGGUGGCAUGAACAAGCCUCUGCAAAGCUAA